Quercus robur (English oak) is the source of this 1260-nucleotide messenger RNA. Its product is annotated as protein TIFY 10B-like. The record is from RefSeq and is a predicted model, not a curated record. Lineage: Eukaryota; Viridiplantae; Streptophyta; Magnoliopsida; Fagales; Fagaceae. Gene Ontology annotation, cellular component: nucleus. The coding region runs from base 252 to 1028 and encodes 258 amino acids. Gene Ontology annotation, biological process: response to wounding; regulation of jasmonic acid mediated signaling pathway; regulation of defense response. The transcript has 5 exons.
CCCACCUCCUAGGCUCCUAGCAAAUCAUGUUCAAAGCACAUGUUUAAGGAAGCUACCUAUCCCUCACACUUAGCACUUACAUCCUCUCCUGUCUUAGUCUUUCACCCAAGUCCCCAAACUAUAAUACCCUUUGAGCAUUUGGAUUAAGCUUUCCAAAUCAAAAUCUUCAAAAAAACAUCAGUCACACAAAAUUUCCUUUCAUUGUUUUGUGGUGAGAAUAAUAUAGCUGAAAGUUUUCUAGCCAGACAACCAUGUUGAAACACAGCAAGGCACAAGAGAAGUCCAAUUUUGCACAGACGUGCAACCUCUUGAGCCAGUACAUGAAGGAGAAAGGAAGUCUUAGCCUUGAAAUGACUAGGAAACCAGAACCCAAAGAAAACCCCCAGACACCAGUGGCAACCACUAUGGAUUUGUUAACAAACUUGGAAAAUUCAGGUGAAGCUUUGAGACAAAACGCUGUGGCUCCGGCCUCAAACGUGCAACCCAUGGACUUUCUUCAAAAGCUUGGUGUUUGUCCUUCAAACCCAACUGAAAUGGCUACCAAUAAGGCUGAUUCCAGGAAGCCUGCAACCAUGGAGGCUGUGACAGCCCAGAUGACCAUAUUCUAUAGGGGCCAAGUUCUAGUAUUCGAUGACUUACCAGCUGAGAAGGCAAGGGAAAUCAUAACUGUGGCUACCAAGGGAAGCUCUAGUGUUUCUAAUGGCUUUGUUUCUACUCCUGCUAGCAUAAUGGAGAAAGUUAGAUCAAGAAGUCCCAUGGCUUCUGAAUCAAAUGUUGUAGCCGCGUACGAAAGGAAUACUACCACCAAAGAAAGGGUUCAACAGCAACCUCGUGCUAUUGGUUCUGAUCUGCCUAUUGCAAGAAGAGCUUCACUUCACCGGUUCUUUGAGAAGAGAAAGGAUAGGGCGGCAGCAAAUGCACCAUACCAAGUGAACCCAUCUUCACCAGCUGCACCCAAGCCUGAGGAAAGCAUUCCAUGGAUUAAGGUGGGAGUUCAAUCUUCAAACCAGCUUGAGCUCAAGUUAUAGUUACCACCUGAUCACCAUCUUCUAGGAUUAGUUUGGAUUGGGCUGAAAACCCGCGCGUCUGCAUUUGCGUUUUUCCCCCCGCUUUUUUUUUUCACGCGUUUUUGAGACUUGCAACUAUUGUUUAUGCACUCUUCAAUGAACAGUAGCCGCAAAGUUUGACUUUUCUAAUUUUUUCAGCAAUCAAUGCACAUCGUGUACUGUUUACGGACUCACAAAUUUCACUUUUCAGCAA